This is a messenger RNA of Momordica charantia (bitter melon), 1940 nucleotides long. Lineage: Eukaryota; Viridiplantae; Streptophyta; Magnoliopsida; Cucurbitales; Cucurbitaceae. The record is from RefSeq and is a predicted model, not a curated record.
AUUUUCUGAUACAGAUGAUGGGAUGGGAUUUCUGAACUUUUAUGCAAUGGGUUCUUUUUUUGCUCCAUUUAUGUUCAUUGUCUGGUUUCUUUUGACGUUUCAUAAUUUUGACACAGAUUAUUUUGGCUGCAUUAACCAGUUUUGGCUACUGGGUUGUUUUCUUUUCUUUUCGAUUUGCUAUGUCAUUUCUGCCAACUGUUACCUCUAUGAUUUCGAGACUUCUGCUAUCAGUUCCUUUUCAAAUUCCUAGUGGAAAUUUUGUUGUAUUUGCAUUAUUUCCCAACAUUUUUCGUCAUUAUUUUCGGUUAAAUUAUGACAUUAGUCCCCAUUUCAUCUAUUUAAUCCGUCAGCUUUAAAAAAUUUGAACACAAAUGUUACACGUUCAUUAGGCUAUAGAGUUGUUUGGCACAUGAUAAAAACUCGGCCAAAAUUAAUUUAGUGAGCAUAUCACAUUAGAGUUCUAGCUAGUAGUGGUAUUAACUAUUGAGACUAAAUUACAGCGUAACUCUAAUUGCAGGCUCUUAAUUAGAAUUUUUAGAGUCGAAAGACUAAAUAAGAGUCGUAAUAAGGUUUAUAAGAUAUAUAUGAGCUACGAAAUGACUCUUCUCCUUGCUAAUUGAUUUUGAGAUGAAAUCCAUGAAUAUUUAUAUGGUAUCAGAAUCCAACUCACUCAAACGAGCAAAUGGGUUACUUGUCGAGAGGUAAAAGUGCCACCAUCUUUAAGGGUGCACAAGGAUCCUACAUCAAAAAGACUAACAGGCCUAACAAGUUGUGAAAAAUAGGAAGCACAAACUACAGCAUGGAAGAGAAGGGUGGAAUCAAGAAUGAUAUCACUGAAUUAAUAGGCAAUACUCCAAUGGUUUAUCUAAGUAAAGUGGCUGAUGGUUGUUUUGCUCGUAUCGCCGCUAAAUUAGAGACGAUGGAACCGUGUUCUAGCGUCAAAGACAGGAUCGCGCACAGUAUGAUUCAAGAUGCAGAGGAUAAUGGCCUGAUUACACCAGAAAAGACCGUCCUAAUCGAGGUUACAAGCGGUAACACGGKCAUUGCUUUGGCAAGCAUUGCAGCAGUGAAGGGCUACAGACUUAUAGUCGUUAUGCCAGCUUCGUAUAGUCUCGAGAGACGAAUUCUGCUUCGAGCUUUCGGAGCCGAGCUGCACAUCACAGAUCCUGCACUUGGACUUGAAGGACUUCUAAAGAAGGCUGAAGAGAUAAUGCAAGUAACACCCGAUUGCUAUUUUCUCAAGCAAUUUGAAAAUCCAGCCAACCCAAAGAUUCAUUAUGAAACCACUGGGCCAGAGAUAUGGAAAGAUUCCGGAGGAAAAGUCGAUGCUUUGGUCGUCGGGAUCGGAACUGGGGGAACGAUAACUGGUGCCGGGAAUUUCCUCAAGGAACAGAACCAGGACAUUAAGGUUUAUGCAGUGGAACCAGCAGAAAGUGCAGUGCUAAGUGGAGGGCAACCUGGCAAGCAUCUCAUUCAAGGAAUUGGGGCUGGCUUCAUCCCUCCUGUUCUUGAUGUCAAAGUCUUUGAUGAAGUUAUUCAGGUAUCAAGUGAGGAAUCAAUUGAAACUGCAAAGCUUCUUGCAUUAAAGGAAGGCCUGCUUGUGGGGAUUUCAUCAGGUGCAGCAGCUGCUGCUGCAAUUAAAGUGGCGAAAAGACCAGAAAGUGCAGGAAAACUCAUUGUUGUGAUCUUCCCAAGCUUUGGCGAGCGAUAUCUGUCGACAACACUGUUCGAUUCCAUAAGGAAAGAAGCGGAAAAUAUGACUUAUUAAUGAGUUGUUGAUAGGCUUGAAAAUUUGCAGAAUUAAAUGAAGCGUGUUAAAUAGAAAAAUUAGGAAAAAUGCAUAUGUUGCUACAAAAUUUUAAAUAAAUUAUUAUUGAAUAAGUAUGAAUUUUAUAGAUAUUUAUGCAUAGUUAUUAAAUCAACCCUACUUUUUAUAUUAU